This is a messenger RNA of Aspergillus pseudonomiae, 996 nucleotides long. RefSeq names its product NAD(P)-dependent oxidoreductase. Gene Ontology annotation, molecular function: NAD binding; oxidoreductase activity, acting on the CH-OH group of donors, NAD or NADP as acceptor; NADP binding. The transcript is spliced from 5 exons. The coding region runs from base 1 to 996 and encodes 331 amino acids. The record is from RefSeq and is a predicted model, not a curated record. Lineage: Eukaryota; Fungi; Ascomycota; Eurotiomycetes; Eurotiales; Aspergillaceae.
AUGGCAUCAGUGAAACCACAAAUCGGAUGGUACGGGCUCGGGUCUAUGGGCCGUCCCAUGGCCGAGAAUCUACAACAACAUCUAGCGAAGAGUCACGAACGCCCAUUGAUAUACUCCAAUCGAACACUAAGUUCCGGAGAUACGCUAAAGUCUCUCGGCGCCGUGCCUGCUGCCGAGUUUACAGACUUGGUGAAACGAUGUGACAUCGUUUUUACAAUGAUACCGAACGACGACGUCCUUCAACGGCUCAUGAAGCUUGCCAUUGCGGGCGGCUCGGAGCUGUCAAACAAGAUCUUCGUCGACUGCUCGACAGUACAUCCGGACACUAUUAAGAAACUAUCGACAGACUUAGCAAAACAUGAGACUGUCCUUCUUUCUGCUCCCGUUUUCGGGGGCCCGUCAGUUGCAGUGGCUGGAGGUCUUGUAUUUGCAAUCAGCGGCCGCGAGUCUGCCUGCCUCACUGUGGAGAAGUAUAUCACCAAUGUGAUGGGAAGGAAGCUUAUCCAUUGUGGGGAAAAUGCAUCGAACGCAUCGUUGCUCAAGAUUGGCGGGAAUAUUAUAACCCUCUCGCUGAUGGAAGCAGUGGGAGAAGCUCAGGUCUUUGCAGAAAAAACUGGGCUUGGGACCGACGCAAUGGAGCAGUUAAUCACGGAGUCGUUUGGAGCCGUUGCAGGGGGUUACUCUAAACGAUUAACAUCGGGAAUAUAUGCACCGCCACUCGAUACACGACCGGGAUUUGGCAUUUCAUUGGCUAUCAAAGAUGCCAAACAUGCACUUUCAAUGGCCGGAGAGCACGACUUCAAGCUACCCGGACUUGAGUUGGCUGAUAAGCACAUGAAAGCAGCAAGAGAGUAUGGAGGCGAAUGCUUGGAUAGCAGUGCCAUGUAUGGCAUCUUGCGACAGCAGGCUAGUCUGAGCUUUUGGAAUGAAAACAGUCGCCAGGGCGGGAAAUAUGGAGCAACUAAUGAUACCAAAGAUCAGAGAGGUGCUGCAUAG